UGAGGCGCAGGCAGGAGGGGGCAGGGCGAAGCGAAGGCCGGGGUGGGGGGGAUCGAGAACGGGGUGGGAGAGGGAGCCAGGCUCUUCGGGGCGAGGCCCUGGGCUCGGCAGGGGCCAUGGAGGAGGCGCUGCUCUCCACGCCCAUCAACCCCAAUAACUUCCCUGCCAAGCUGUGGCGGCUGGUGAACAGCCCCCGGUACCGCUCGAUCCGCUGGGACGGCCGCGGAGAGGGGCUGCUCAUCGACCAGCCGCUCUUCGAGGCCGAGCUCCUGAGCCCUCCGAGCCCGGGGGCCGGGGCCGGGGCCGGGGCCGGGGGCGGCGGCGUUGGGGCCGCGGGGGCCGAGCCCGAGCUCUUCAAAACCACCAACUUCACCAGCUUCAUCCGCCAGCUCAACCUCUACGGCUUCCGCAAGGUGGUGCUGGGCGGGCCAGGGCCGGGGCCAGGGCCCGGGGGGCCGGCAGGGGACGGGCCGCUGCACCACUUCCACAGCCCGCACUUCCGCCGGGACCAGCCGCAGCUGCUCGUGCACCUCAAGAGGCUCACCAGCGCCAACAAGGCCAAGCUGGCGGCGGGCCUGGAGGUGCCCUGCCGUCCCCCCAACCGCUUCCAGCGGCUGCUCAUCACCUCGGCCUCCGCCUCCGCCUCCGCCUCCACCUCCCCGCUGCAGCACCAGGAGUCACCUCCACAGCCCGCAGGGCCGCGGGCGGAGGCGCACGGACCAGUGGCUGUAGGACAGUUUCACCGGUCGUUCCGGCGAGAUAGUCUGUCUCCUUAUUCCUACGUAUCAACUUCAUCCCACAACCACAAUACUUUCCCUCUGAAAGGUUUAGAUCGGACCCCGAUUCCUCCCAGAACAUGGCAGAGUUCCCUUGGGAUGCACCCCGGACAAGUGGAGACGUCUCCUACAUUUUCAGAUAAGGGAGUUCCAUUUCCUGUACUGCAGAGGUUUCCAACUGAGGUUACCUACACACUGCAGCCCAGCGCCACGUCUGUGCACGUUCAACAAGGUCCUCAAACAAUGGUCAGCUCCUCCCAAAAAUAUAGUAACUACACACCCUCAGCACAGUUCUCCCAGGCCUACUAUCCAACAGCUGUGCUGCAGUGCUGCUCUCCUACCCACAUGGACGCUCUAAGUAGUUGUGUGCCUCCCACUGCCUCUUCCUAUGCACACUGCAACUACUUCCAGAAUCCUCCAAUGCAGUCUUCCUAUCCAGUUGAAUUUCUGCCUUCUAAUUGGCCUUGCAGUGCUACUGAUGAAAAUAAAAAGACAGAAGUAAACCUAGAGGCUGUCUUUCAGAUAGUAGAUGAGUUGCAUUCCUCUCCAAAAUUGGAAAUGGUAAAGGUGGAGCCUGUUGAGAAUCAGUGCCCUACAUCUCAGCCUAACAGAGGCCAACAUAUCCUAGCUAAUUCAAACAACAGCAAUCCAUCUUCCAUGACUCAGGCUAGCCAACUGGAGCCGCUUACUCCUGUAGGCUCAGAUAUUACGUCUUUUGUGGUUGGAUCAGAACAAGCAAUUGCCUGCUCUCUACCACAAUCACCUGAGUACAUCUAUACCAUCCACACAGCCCAGCCUGUGGACAAUAACACAAUGCAGGAGUCUGCAGCCAUCCAACAAGCUCAUGGCAAACUGAAGGAGCAACUAAGCCACAAUCCAUCUCCAUCUCCAGUAGUAUUUAUGCAAGAAGGGCUUCCAUUCAGCACACAUCAGGUGGAUGCCAGCAUAAAGUGCCAGACCAGCACACCUGAGAGUGUCUUGCCUCCAGAGCAGAUGGGGCUCCUCAUUUCAGACGUGGGGCCUGCUGUCCAGCCUGGUAAAGAUACAAGUUUACCCACCCCAGCUAGAUACAGGGAGCGGAGAAGCACCUCGCAACAAGGAAAGUCCCCUGAUCUUCACCUGCUGGUGGAUGUGGCCUGCAAGCAGGAGCACUUUCCAAAGGAGGAAGAAUUCAAAGAGUGAGGAACGGAUGACAGAAGUGACAUUGUGCACUAGCAGUCGCUGGAGGCAGACCAGCCUUGCACAUGGCACUGUUGGGAUUUUUUCAGUUCUGUUAAGGAAAAGAAAUACUUUUUGUUUUGUUAAUUGAGAAUUUUGUUAAUUGAAAAUUGGGAGUUUGGUAUUUAUUACAGCUGUUCAGUUCCGAUUAUUUACCUUGACAAACUACUAAACAUCUAGCAGCUAUGUUUUAUUUGCUGCCCAGAUCCCUUUCAGAUGCAAAGUCCAAGCCUCCUGUUAAGUAUCUACAGACUGCUGCAUCUGUGGUGCUGGAGCACGUGUGGAGCACAGUGCUGAGUUGUCUUGCCACUCUCAAAGUGACAUCAACAGUGCUCCAGCGGGGAGUUUAUUCUCUGUUUCAAGCAUGGUGUCAUCCUGGUAGAGAAGAUUGUGUGAGAAACAAAGGCAUGGAAGGUCACCAUGAUCACAAGUCUAAAUGGGCCAGGAAUUCCAGGAAAGAAACUCUGGGCAAGAGCUAAUUUUCUAAGUGAUUACAGGAAAUUCUCUUAUUUCCUAACCCUGUAAUUUGUUUCAAGUGCAAGGCACCUGGACUUGGACCAUCCGUCACACUUAACAACCCCUGAUUCUUUUAUAUGAAUGAGAGUAUUUUUCUAUUUUCAUAUCUUUCUUUAAUUUUAAUGAUACAU
Messenger RNA from Octodon degus (degu), 2641 nucleotides. RefSeq names its product heat shock transcription factor 5 (gene Hsf5). Gene Ontology annotation, biological process: regulation of DNA-templated transcription. The record is from RefSeq and is a predicted model, not a curated record. Bases 117 to 1958 code for a protein of 613 amino acids. The transcript has 6 exons. Gene Ontology annotation, molecular function: sequence-specific DNA binding; DNA-binding transcription factor activity. NCBI's taxonomy places the organism in Eukaryota, Metazoa, Chordata, Mammalia, Rodentia, Octodontidae.